Molecule: messenger RNA, 576 nt
Organism: Aspergillus puulaauensis
Lineage: Eukaryota; Fungi; Ascomycota; Eurotiomycetes; Eurotiales; Aspergillaceae
Exons: 2
Coding region: 1-576 (191 amino acids)
Source: RefSeq, a predicted model, not a curated record
AUGGCGCAUCAGUUUAAUAUUACGGUUCACGGAAGAAAACGCCCCGCCGACGGGGGACUUGAUGAUCAACCUCUGGCAAAAAAGUUCGGCCGCUUAAAGAUAGAGUCUCUGGGUGUACCUCGCUUGCCCGGAAGCCUGGAAGCUAAGGAUGUACCACAACCACAUCACCCGGGCGACGCCAUGAUGCUGGAUGACACAAAUACCACUGUAUACAUUCAUGAUCUGGAACAAGAAUUGGCAGAGACCGAAGCUCUUGAUCAGGCGGUCACGAUAUUACCUGGCCUGGAGGACAAGUUACCAAUGACAAAACUGCUGGUUGAAAAUAAUAAGCCUCAAUGCAGGGAGCUAGUUGUCUAUAAGGAACCUGAAUCGCUUACGGUCCCAAAGGACAAGGACCAGGUACGACGAGCAUUGAUGGAAACUCGAGAAAGGGCCCGGCUGGGUCAGCGAGCGCAUCUAUCGGAUAUGGGGUGGAUACAGGGUCCUCGCUGUAUAGACCAAAAUCCAGGGCACGUCAGGAGCCUCCAGAAAAAUGGCAGCCAAGGAGAUAAGAUGGAUAUUGAUACAGAAGGUUAG